Molecule: messenger RNA, 2835 nt
Organism: Iphiclides podalirius (scarce swallowtail)
Lineage: Eukaryota; Metazoa; Arthropoda; Insecta; Lepidoptera; Papilionidae
Source: the annotation of a GenBank genome assembly
AUGGGUAUUAUUAGUGAAGAGGCUGAAAAUUAUAAGAAUAAAGGAAAUGAAGCAUUCAAUAGUGAAAACUUUGAAGAUGCAAUAGUUCUUUAUACUAAAGCCAUAAGUUUAUCUGAAAGAGACAGUCGGGAAAGAUCAACAUACUUAAAAAAUCGUGCAGCAGCCUAUCUAAAGUUGAGGGAAUUCGAAAAGGUCAUAAAUGAUUGCGAUGAAGCUUUACAAAUCGUUCCUGAGGAUCCAAAAGCCUUAUUUAGACGCGCUCAGGCGCUAGAAAAUUUGGAAAGGUUUGAAGAAGCAUAUAGAGAUGCAAAAGCCAUUUUUAAUGUAGACCCAAGUAAUAAAGCUGUGCAACCUGUUUUAACGCGUCUGCACGCUGUCGUACAAGAGCGAGCUAGAAAAAAUGCCCAAACAAGCAAUAAAGUUGACCAAAUGUUCAAAUUAGCCUUUGAUAUAAGUGAAGAGAUGGAGAAACGUCAGAAGGCUAUGGGCAAUUUAGUUGUACUUGCAAAAGAAUCAGCUGGUGGUGAUUUAAUGAUAAAGAAUGGAAUUGUCCAAAAAAUUCAACAAUUAUUGAAAGUGGAAAAGAAUCCAGACAUAUAUAUUAAUGCAAUAAGAGUUAUAAGUCAAUUGUGUAAAAGGAGCGUAGAGCGCACUCUUAUCAUAAUCAAAGUAGUGGGCAUACCAUGGUUUCUAGAAAUAAUUGACAGUGAUAUUGAAGAGAGAGUUAAUGCGGCUCAGUACUGCCUGCAAGUUAUACUCAAUACUUUCUCAGGAAUGGACACCAAAAAGGAUACCAAACCUGAUCCACAACUAUGUGAAAAAUAUAAAUCAGAGAUUGAUACACUUCUUACAUGCUUAACAUAUUCUAUUACUAACCGUGUUAUAACUGGAGUUGCUAGAGAUGCUAUUAUGGAGUUAAUAAUGCGAAACUGUCAUUACACUGCAAUUAACUGGGCUGAGAGAUUUGUUGAAAUAAGAGGUCUACAACGUUUGCUGGAAGUUUGUAGUGAACUUGAAGAAUACAAAUAUGAAUCGGCAAUGAAUAUUACUCCUUCAUCAGCUACAAUUGCAGCUGCUUGUCUCGCAAGAAUAUAUGAAAACAUGUAUUAUGAUGAAGCAAGGGAACGCUUUAAUAACCAAGUUGAUGAGUUUGUUAAAGAUAAGCUUUUGGCUCCUGAUCUCGAAUCUAAGGUUAGGGUAACUGUUGCUAUCACUUCACUCCUCCGAGGGCCUCUUGAUGUAGGAAACUAUGUUAUAUCUAAAGAGGGUAUAAUGGAGAUGAUUCUUGUUAUGGCACAAACAGAGGACGAACUACAACAGAAAGUAGCCUGUGAAUGUUUAAUUGCAGCUGCUUCCAAGAAAGAUAAAGCAAGAGCCAUUAUUAACAAAGGUGUUGACAUUUUGAAAAAGUUGUAUACUAAUAAAAAUGAUGCUGUAAGAGUGAGAGCACUUGUGGGUCUGUGCAAAAUCGGCAGUUUUGGUGGUGAUGAUGCAUCCAUUCGGCCAUUUGCUGAUGGGUCAACUAAAAAACUAGCAGAGGCAUGUAGGAAAUUUUUGGUCAAUCCAGCCAAGGAAAAGGAUAUGAGGAAAUGGGCAGCUGAAGGACUUUCAUACCUAACAUUGGAUGCUGAUGUUAAAGAAAAAUUGGUGGAAGAUAAGGCUGCCAUUCAAUCCCUUAUUGAAUUAGCGAAAACAGGUGAUCAAUCUUGUCUAUAUGGUGUAGUUACGACAUUAGUGAAUUUGUGCAAUGCUUAUGAAAAGCAGGAAGUCAUGCCAGAAAUGUUGGAACUUGCCAAAUUUGCCAAGCAUCACAUACCUGAGCAACAUGAAUUAGAUGAUGCAGAUUUUGUUAAUAAAAGGUUAACUGUAUUAUGUAAGGCUGGAGUGACUACUGGUUUGGUAGCUUUAUCCAAAACAGAAAGUCAUAACUCAAAGGAGCUGAUUGCUAGGGUCUUUAAUGCUAUCUGCAGCCUUCAAGAAUUGAGAGGAAUUGUUGUACAACAAGGUGGAGCCAAAAUCUUAAUACCUAUGGCUUUAGAAGGAACUCAAAAUGGUAAAAAACAAGCAGCACAGGCUUUAGCAAGGAUUGGUAUUACAAUAAACCCAGAGGUUGCAUUCCCUGGCCAAAGAAAUUUGGAAGUAGUUAGGCCCUUAAUUGCUCUGUUACAUCCAGACUGCAGUGCUUUAGAAAACUUUGAAGCAUUAAUGGCUCUCUGUAAUUUGGCUGGCAUGAAUGAAACAACCAGAAAUAGAAUACUUAAAGAAGGUGGACUAUCCAAAAUAGAACAAUACAUGUUUGAGGAUCAUGUAAUGCUACAAAGGGCAGCAACACAAUGUGUUUGUAAUUUAUUACAAUCAGAUGCAGUUGUUAAAACAUAUGAGGGUAACAAUGACAAAUGCAAAUUCUUGUACUUGUUGUGUCAAGAAGAAGAUGUUGAAACCGUCAUGGCAGCUGCAGGAGCUCUGUGUAUCCUUACAUCAGUGAGUAAAAUUUGCUGCAGAAAACUAUUGGAUUGCCAAGUUUGGCUGGAGACACUGAGAUGCUUACUAGCAAAUCCUGACAAGGAAAUUCAAUACAGAGGUGCUUAUAUUGUAUAUAACAUUGUGUCUGGUGAUAAAGAUAUAGCUGCUAGAAUUUUUGAAACUGAUGUGAUGGAAAUAUUGAUGGCCCUAACAAGAUUAAAUGAACCUGAACAGAAAAGAACUACUGAAUUAGCUCAGAAAUGUUUAGAUGCAGCUGAAGAUAUGGGCUUAAUAAGGAAACCUGAUGAAAAUGUAGUUAUGAAUUCACUAAGUGUUAAUGAACACCAUGAAAUUGAUGAGGAAAUUUCUAAU